Molecule: messenger RNA, 1593 nt
Organism: Lineus longissimus
Lineage: Eukaryota; Metazoa; Nemertea; Pilidiophora; Heteronemertea; Lineidae
Product: ubiquitin-conjugating enzyme E2 G2-like
Exons: 5
Coding region: 130-642 (170 amino acids)
Cellular component (GO): cytosol; endoplasmic reticulum
Source: RefSeq, a predicted model, not a curated record
UCGACUGCUUAUUUUUGGUUUUUCUAGAAAAAUGUUUAUGUCAAUAUUAUUCAGAUAAAACGUCCCUAAAUGUAACAAAUCAACAUUCACCGGGCAAUUACAUUGUACUUGUCAUUAGCGAAGUAAAACAUGGCUGGUGCAGCACUGAAACGAUUAAUGGCUGAAUAUAAGCAGCUAACUUUGAAUCCUCCAGAGGGAAUUGUUGCUGGUCCUGUUUCUGAGGAAAACUUUUUUGAAUGGGAAGCUUUAAUAACCGGACCAGAAGGCACAUGUUUUGAGGGUGGUGUGUUUCCUGCCCGGGUGACCUUUCCACAAGAUUACCCAUUGAGUCCCCCCAAGAUGAAAUUCACGUGUGACCUUUUUCAUCCAAAUAUUUAUCAAGAUGGCCGAGUGUGCAUUUCUAUACUACACGCUCCAGGUGAUGAUCCCAUGGGAUAUGAAACAAGUGCAGAGCGGUGGAGUCCGGUGCAGAGUGUGGAAAAAAUAUUGUUGUCUGUGGUGUCCAUGUUGGCUGAGCCUAAUGAUGAAAGUGCAGCGAACGUUGAUGCAGCAAAGACGUGGCGGGAUAAUCGGGAAAAAUUUAAUGAAAUAGCUGAUCGGACUGUAAGAAAAUCAUUGGGGCUUGAUGGAGAAUACUUAUAAAUUAUUGCAUGGAUGCAAGUUUGAUGGAUUCACAUUUUACAAACUUUUCAGACGAGUAUACAGAAUGUGUUGUCCUCCCAUCACCUCUCCUUUCUGGAUGGGGCAAUCAAAUUUAAAUUCGGCAAUUUGUUUUCUGUUUUAUUCCAAAUGUAGCAGCCUGCAGUCUAGGUCAAGCUUUUUAUCAUAUUUUCAGUUAAAAGUUUAAAGAAUUCUUUUAAAGAAUUCAGUAAAUCAAAUGCUUCUAUUACAAUACCACUGCCACUGGCAUUUGUUGAAGUGGAUGAGUUCAGUAUUCUGUAUAUUUGCAUCCCACUUUGUGCGGGUUCACUUACUCCUUAUGGCCCGAUGGUGGCGUAUCUUGUCAUAAUACUUUAGGCUGAAAUUGCCCCAAAACGUGCAAGAAUUAUCAAUUAACAGUCUUUGGAAAUCCUCAACUCUUUCUGGUAUUAGCAUUUAUCUCAUGAUUGGUUUAAUUUUUGAGUAAAUAUGAAAUGUAAGGUGGUAUAGCUAUAUCCCUAGCACAGCUACAGCCUCUGUGUGCAUAAAUGUCAUCCUUGAAAAUCCAGAGUCGGUCGUAUCCUCUUCCCCUCUCACUCAUUACUGAAGCUCGGUCGAUAGUAGCGAGUGUUGGCCCGAGCUUCAGGAUAAAUGUAUACUGCCAGCUGUUUUGUUUUUGUUUUUUUCUCCUCUGAAUGGGCUAUGCUAGUACCAUGAAUGUAAUUGUACCACUUUAUAUUUUCUACCUGUUGUUAUCUUGCAUACUUGUGAUUUGGUUCAAAACCAUCCUGGUUUCCAAGGUUUGGGUUGAUCAUGUUUAACUGAUAAAUAGAUCAAGUUGUGGUCCUGUUUCAGUGGAACACUUGUAGAUGAAUACAGUUCUUGUUUUAUUAUAAUGUAUAAUCCAAAGUCAACUAAUAUAAUUUAUAAAAUAAGUACAUAUACAUCAGCAAA